AAAUAUGUGUUCAGUUGAAGUUACAUUUCUUAAAAUUGACAUUGCUUUACAGUUAACAGAACUUUGAUAAACUACUGUUUUCAAAAAAUCACUUGGCGUUAUUUUAAAAGCUGAACACUUAUUAUUUUCAUCAGUGUGUAGAAAUUAUCUUAAAAUGUUUCUUGAACCGUCUCUUAUAUAUUAUUCACAGGAUAGUAUUAGCAGCACAUUUGGUGACAAAACAACUCACAGAGGGAAGAGAAUUGGUGAAACAUUGGACGACAUAAUGGAUGGAAAAUGCCAAGUCUCCUUUAUACCAGUUAUUGAAGUAACAGAAAUCCGUGGCAAAUGGUUCACUUCAGACAACCGUCGGCUCUGGGUGUUUAGACAUCUACAACAGCUUGGGAAAUGCGAACAAAUACCAGUGCGACUUUGUCGUCAUUUCAAUCACAGAAAGUUAACAACAACAAAUGACGGAGUGGAUAUACGAGUACGUGGUCAGGGGCCAGGUGGAAUAUGGUAUAUGCGCUCAAACCCCUCGACCAAUCCUAAAACGAGAACGCUUGAGGAUACUUUAUGUACAACAAAGUCAAGUGGUCAGCAGUUACAUGCUCCAAAUUGUAAUGUUAGCACGCAAGGUGAAAAGCAUACAGGCACUGAACUUGCCAGACCUGAUCUGAUUGGCAAAGUAUUUAAAACUGAUAAUUCAUUGUUUGAAAAAGAAAACUGCAAAUCUAACGUAACCGCAAGUAAAAGGACAGACGUGAAAUUUAAAUAUGCAGAAAGCCAAACGACAAUCGGGUUUUCAGAUCGAGCGCAUGAGACUUGUUCACCUAGCAUUUUAGCCACGCUGGACAAUCUUGAAAUCAAUGAGACACAAGCUCAGAGCAGCUGUAUAGAGCAAACUGGCAUAGAUAACGAGUCUUUACAACGAAUGCCUAUUUCCCCGGGCCACACAUUUCAAACUACCGCCAGAUUGUCCUCGACACCGUAUGCUGAAACACGAAAACAAACGACAUUGCACAAUACCAAAACUGAUAUCGAUAAUGAUAAGCCUGUCAGAAAAUAUUUUGCGAAGAAAUCACACGGUCCAUGUCAAGAUAUACUGGCAGAUAAGUAUAUGGUUUUGCCAGAGAAACCGACUAUUAACAAACCUACAAAGUCUGAAAAUAAUUCGCAUGCUACAUUUGAGUUAUUGAGUGCAACACAUAUGGCUAACAGUCAAGAAAGGGGGUCAAGAAACACACUCAACAAGCCAACCCUGAAAUCAAAAUAUAUUGCAACGAAAACAACCGAUUUUGCAGUAUAUACGCAAGUAUGUGACGCAAAAGGCAAUGUUGUUGUUUCAGAAAAAAGAUCAAGCGCACUACAACUUAAAACAAGCGACUUAAAAGAGGCAUCUACUCAAGGUAAUACAAAUUCAAAUCAUUCGACACAAAUUAGUUUGGAACAUGUAGAUAAGUCAGUAACGAGCAAACCGGAACAAGUAUAUGAACGCAAGCCCCGUAUGACGUCAACUCUGGAAGGAAACAAAAGAACUGCAAGACCAUUUCCCGAAAAACCUGAAGUCACUACCUUAGCAAACAAGAACAGACAAAUUAAUGAGAUCCCCCUUAAUGUAUCAACAGAGAAAGUGAGACAUAUAUCGGGCGAAAAAGUAAAGGUCCCUAAUCAGACCGUUUCGAAAGAUUCAGUGGCUGAUGGUUUUAUUUCAAAAUCUAUAUGUAGCUCAAAUGAAGACAAGAAACGUUCUACCGAUACACUAGAGCAUCCAGCUAGAGAUAAAGCAGUGUUUCGACGUUCAACAUCUACAACACAACGCAUUUCAAAGCCACUAUCAUCCGGCGCAAAUACCACAAGAACUGCAUCAACAAGAGGAUGUGGACAGGUGACCGUCUCGGGAACGAGACACAUCACCUCAUUGGCAGCGCGGGAGGAAAUAAAUACAGCAAGUGCAUCAAAACAUAAAAACAAGGUUUCUGUCACAGACAAUAAUAGGCAUUCAAUACCCGCUAAAGCAGACACCUAUUGCAGUUUGACAAGUGCAACGAAAAACAUGAACAUAUAUCAAGAAAAGGCUCAUAAGACAACCACAACUACAAACCAGCGUAUUCUAUCAGAUACCAGGGAAAAAGCAGGUAAUACACUACGUGAGGAGUGUAAAGAAGUGAAUGUAAAACAAUCAAAUCAGUUAAACGAUACUGAUGCUGCUGGACAAGCAAGCUUUAAAACUUUACCAAUGAAAAACAUGAAAAAAGAAUCAUCGAUUGAACCCACCAAAUACUUCCAAAGCAAAGAUACGGAACUCAAAUGCUGCACAGAUAAGCAUUUGCCACAGGGUUUCAGUGUACGUAAAUCAAAACCAGAACCAACAAAAUUAUCGAGACCUGAAAGUUAUAGCAAAAACAAAACUGAUGAAUCGAUACCUAUGUCAGCACUUUACUAUACAGACACGGACAAAACAUGGUAUAGAAGAGACACAGUAAGGGGCGUGAAAUUUAAUAAUUGGGUUGUAUCCGCAAACUUGACAAAUUCAGAAAACAUAUCAACCUGUCGAGAUACUGGAUCUUACAACGAAAGUGUAUCAUCCCGGAAUACACCGGAUUUAAAAGCUGAUAAUAACAAUCAACUACAAAGUCUUUCAAACAGUGGGAGAAGAAAUAAGGACCCUGUAACAAAGUGUAUAAAUAAAGAUACUGAUUUGAUAAUCAUGAAACAAGCAGAUGAAUCUUUAAGAAUGGCGAACAUCUGUGAUGGAAAUUCCCUCACGAACAAACAGUACCGUAUUAAAACAAAACAGGUUCGUCUAGAAUCGGAGGAGAGACUACAAGUGGGGACAGCUGCAAAGCCACGAGCAAGAAUUGAUCAAAACGUAAAUGAACCAAUAACUGGUUUGUUUGAAUCUGUUCACAACCAGUUAGAUGACGACUGUGACAGCGAUUCGGAUGAAGUGUACGUAAACAAAGCGGGGAUUAUAAAAAACACUGGAAGAUCGAGGGCCGAAGAACAAAUGCCAUCAUCGAUUAAACAAGAAACUAGGAUAUCUAAGGUGCAUAAAAACAUGCGUGUUAGCGGUCCUAUGUAAGUUCAAUAUAACAGUGCCGGAAAAUUAAACAGUGCUUAAAAUAAUGGUGAAUUAGAUGGAAAUAUGCACUUAUAACACGUGCAUUGUAAAUAUUGAAAUGAUGGGAUUGCAAAAUGUUCUGAUGUUAAAAUAUGUUAUUUUAUUGGUUUUAAAUGUGUUAUUAUUUUGACAAAUUUAUAUUUUUAUUAUAUGUCCAAUUAAAAAAUGGUUCAAGAUAUAAAUGUAACACACUUUAAAAGAAAAAAGUGUGUUUGGUGUUCACUGAGUGUGUGAAACCCUUCUGUAUAGUCUUAAGUAAUAUUUUAUUCUUAUUUUUUAUUAAUUAAAAGUGGUUUGAUUGCAAUAUGUACAUUACAACGUGUUUUCAUUUUAUUAAAUUGUUAAGUUUAACAUCAUUUUUUAUAUGGAAAGUUAUCCAGAUUUUACUUUGACAUGUGUAAUAAAGUUACUAGUUAAAA
Messenger RNA from Dreissena polymorpha, 3522 nucleotides. RefSeq lists its product as uncharacterized. Lineage: Eukaryota; Metazoa; Mollusca; Bivalvia; Myida; Dreissenidae. The record is from RefSeq and is a predicted model, not a curated record. The transcript is spliced from 2 exons. Bases 155 to 3064 code for a protein of 969 amino acids.